AUGUCAAAGAAUAAAAAGAUAAAUAAAGAGAAGAAAGAUAUUAUAGUUGAUGACGAUGAUGAUGAUGAUAUUGAUGAAUUAAUGGAAGGUUUAGAGGAUGAUGAAGAGUUAAAUGAUAAAGAAGUAGAAGAAGAAGAUUUAGAUCCUACCUUUAAUUCACAUCUAUAUUCUUAUAUGAGAAGAGCUGUACAGAGACCACAUACUAAAAAGAAUGAUAUCUAUAUAACUAACAAUGGUAAUUUCAUUUACUAUGUAAAGAGAAUAAAGAAAUUAAUGUUUAUCGAAAAUAUUCAAGAAGUUAAUAUUCAUGGAUUGGGUGCAGCUAUUAUGUCAGCCAUUAAACUUUCAUUGUAUUUACAGAGACGAUUCGAUAUGGUACUCUCACCAACAACCUCCACAGAGAUAAUAAUUGAUCAAUAUGAGCCAAAUGUAGAUUAUGUAGAUCCAGUGUCUAAAACCAGACAUUGUUCAGCAAUACACAUCAACGUUAAGAAGCCAACAACAACUACAGCCUCAACACAAUAA
Heterostelium album PN500 is the source of this 525-nucleotide messenger RNA. RefSeq names its product RNase P protein subunit (gene drpp20). Gene Ontology annotation, cellular component: ribonuclease MRP complex; nucleus; nucleolar ribonuclease P complex. Lineage: Eukaryota; Evosea; Eumycetozoa; Acytosteliales; Acytosteliaceae. The record is from RefSeq and is a predicted model, not a curated record. Gene Ontology annotation, molecular function: nucleic acid binding. Gene Ontology annotation, biological process: tRNA 5'-leader removal. The coding region runs from base 1 to 525 and encodes 174 amino acids. The transcript is spliced from 4 exons.